AUCAAUCUUUAGGGUUCUUUUUUGUUCUUCUUAGCUCUUUUUGGAGUCUGUAAAGUUGAGGCAUGGGAGUAAAGGUUGCCGCGACCUGUUUACAAUGGUCGCAGCCAGUAGCUUCACACUCUCCUUCAUCGGCUCAGACGCUAGCCUCUGCAAUUUCAUCUCCUUCGACGAAAAAACAGAGAGGAGGCGAUCGAGUUCUUGUAUGCCGAUUCGUCCAUAAAUUGGCUUUCUUGGGAACGUCAUCGACGAAGCUUUUGAGAUCUCGAUCUUGCGAUAAUCUGAAGUCUAGAGGCCAAUUCCUCAGGCGAGCUUGCAGCGCCAACUUAGAUGGAUACCCUGACGAAGAGUUCACGGAAAAUACUCGGGAAUUAGCACAGAGGUUCGAUCUUUUAAGCGAUGGUGAUGAAGAACAGAACAAUAAUUACGACGCGGAGGAUGUAGAAUUGGAUAAUUCUGCUGUUGAUUCCGGGGAAAAACAAGGCGAGAGCAGCAGCAGGAACAUCGACAAUUGCAGCACAAAUUCGGUACGAAUAUCCAGUUCUUUUCAGCCACCGAAGCUGGAGUGUGUGCAGCCUCCAUGGCUUCAUGUCAAGCCGGAACCACCAGACUGGCCAGGAAGGGAUGAGAUUGAUCAGGCGAGUAUAGAACGAAAGGCAAAUAGCGUGGACCUUCCCUUAUCUCUUAGAAUGAUAAAGAAGAAGAUGCAAUGGCAAGAAGGUUUCAGACAAGCAGGGGAAUCUGCCUACUGCUCGAUGAAGAAGGCCUUCUCGUCGAUGGUGUUUAUCAUUCGUGAGCUUCAAUGCUACACGUUGCAUAUGCGAGAGAUUCUCUUCUACGAAGACCUCCAAGGUAUCCUGGCACGAGUACAGAUGGAGAUGCACGCCUCAUUUGUUUGGCUUUUCCAACAGGUCUUCUCACACACGCCCACUCUAAUGGUCUACGUGAUGAUCCUUCUUGCCAAUUUCACCGUGUAUUCGAUGGGAAACAACGCAGCAAUCGCAGCUCCGCCACCGGCGUCGGCUGCCACGGAGAUCGUAUCGGUGAAUGAAAACCAACCCAAGAGUUUUGAUUCUUCUUCGGUAAUGAACACGUUUUCAGUUUCGUCUUCGACCGGGAAAACGGCCUUCGUGGGAGGACACAAUGGCGGCGGCGGUGGAAAGUUCCGGCGUGUGAUGAGUGGGACUGAGGGAGAUGGACCUUCCGAUAGUUCGUCAUCGUCAUGGAACUAUCAGUCUCUGUCUCAUCAGGUAUCGUCGUUUGGGAACCCCAACCCCACGACGACGGAGGGAGCAGAGUCGGAGUCGGCAUCGGUGGUAGAGGCAAAUCCGGAUGGUUUUGUUGGAGGAGUAAGGAGCGAGGAAGAAAUGAAACUGUGGAAUUCGAUGGUGGAUGAAGCUAUGAGAAUGCAAUCGGAGGUGAGGGACGAGUCUCUCGAUAUCCACACGAUAACAAAUUUCGUUUCUCCGAUAAAGGCAAACAUUGAAGAGGAGGACCAAUCUGAUUACUUGAGGACGGAGCUUCUGUAUAAGACGGCCGUGUCUCAAGAGCCCAACAACCCUUUGCUACUUGCGAAUUACGCGCAGUUCCUAUACGUCGUCUUACACGAUCAUGACAGAGCGGAGGAUUACUUCAAGAGGGCAAUAGAGGUGGGGAAGAAAGGAGGAGGAGGAGGAGAUGCAGAGGCGUGGAGUAAAUAUGCAACAUUCCUGUGGCUGGUGAAGAAGGAUAUAGAGGCGGCUGAGGAGACAUAUUUAGAGGCGCUAGCGGCGGAGCCAGGGAACACGUACUACGCCGCUACCUACGCUCAUUUCUUGUGGAACACUGGUGGAGAGGACACUUGUUAUCCUCUCGACUCCCCCGACAACGACUUCGACCUCGAUGCUUGACUAAUACAAAGAUUGGAGACACUACGGCCU
This is a messenger RNA of Telopea speciosissima, 1916 nucleotides long. RefSeq lists its product as uncharacterized. NCBI's taxonomy places the organism in Eukaryota, Viridiplantae, Streptophyta, Magnoliopsida, Proteales, Proteaceae. The transcript is spliced from 2 exons. Gene Ontology annotation, molecular function: protein binding. The record is from RefSeq and is a predicted model, not a curated record. The coding region runs from base 63 to 1886 and encodes 607 amino acids.